UUAGUAUGCGGUGUCCUUGUGCAUGAGUGGAUUCAGACUGCGCUCUCCACUAUAAGCGCAAUGGACAAGUUCGUGUACGAUUAUGGAGACUCCUCUUCUCUGGGCCAAUUUCACGCCGGGUGGUUCUCGGUAACGAUCAUGACUGGCAUGAUUUCAAUGGUCGUGCAAACCUUUUUCGCUUGGCGGAUAUGCAAGCUAUCU
Messenger RNA from Postia placenta MAD-698-R-SB12, 201 nucleotides. RefSeq lists its product as hypothetical. The transcript has a single exon. The record is from RefSeq and is a predicted model, not a curated record. NCBI's taxonomy places the organism in Eukaryota, Fungi, Basidiomycota, Agaricomycetes, Polyporales, Adustoporiaceae. The annotation marks the transcript as partial.